UAUAUAUUUAAAGUAAUGGAAGAAGGCGGAGAUCUUCGAGACGGCAGAAACAGCUUAAGGAUGAGGAUGAAGAAGGUGUUUCACAGUCCCGCCACCCACGCCGUCAUUAUUGCUCUCAUUAUAAUAGACGUUCUUCUCCUUCUGGUGGUACUGCUGGUAGACAUCGACGUCAUAGAGGUUCACGCUGAGACCCCCGAGGAGGAGGAGGAACUGAAGCUGGAGGUGGAGGAGGGAUUACACUAUGCCGCUCUCACAAUUAUCUCCCUCUUCGUGGUAGAGGUGAUUUUAAAGAUGGCAGUAGAAGGAAAGCACUUCUUUGAUGAAAAGUGGGAGAUAUUUGAUGCUGUCAUUAUCUUCGUGACCUUUGGCCUUGACCUUGCGUUAGCCUUCAGUCCUGUUAGUUACGUGGUCAGGGACAGUGUAUCAUUGCUUAUCUUCUUCAGAUUGUGGAGAGUCAUCAAAAUUAUGGCCGAAAUCCAGUAUUGUGUGAGGAAAGAAGUUCCUGAAACCAUUGAUAAAGAGAAACUGGCCAAAGAGAAAGCAGAUUGGCUUGCAAGACGCAAGGAGGCACACACUAAUGUUUAACUGUGAGCUCCUCAAGUCGCAUCAGGUUUUCUCAAAAUGCACAGAGUAAAUUUAGAAGAUCGAUUUCUAACUUUCAACUUCAUGGAGAUGCUAAUAGAAAAACUUCAUUCACUCCUACGCCUUUAUCAUUUGGGGCCUCGAACAGACAUACGACGAUUUCUUCUUUACUAUCGAGUAAUUCGCCCUCAUUGUCAGCAAUCAAAACUUCUAGAUCAACUUUUUCACGUUUAUCUUUCGCAAACACUUUGAAGGUCAAUGCACCAAGUUCCUUGUCAAC
Saccostrea echinata is the source of this 862-nucleotide messenger RNA. RefSeq names its product voltage-gated hydrogen channel 1-like. Gene Ontology annotation, molecular function: voltage-gated proton channel activity. The coding region runs from base 16 to 585 and encodes 189 amino acids. The transcript is spliced from 8 exons. NCBI's taxonomy places the organism in Eukaryota, Metazoa, Mollusca, Bivalvia, Ostreida, Ostreidae. The record is from RefSeq and is a predicted model, not a curated record. Gene Ontology annotation, cellular component: plasma membrane. Gene Ontology annotation, biological process: proton transmembrane transport.